UGCAGUAAAAACAAAUUUAAUCAACAAAAACUACUUUUCAAACGAUGGAAUCGCACAAUUUCAGGAGGAUUGAAUUACUUUUAUGAUUGACAAUUAAAAUGUUAAAGAUUUAGACGGAAAAAUACAUAAAUGAGCGGUCACUGGGCUCCGAAAAUUAAGAAAGAAAACAUUAUUUGUUUUCUCAAUUCAUACUGCAGCAGGAAGUGGAAUAGAAUAUCAAUGGGUAUUAUCAAUAGCAAGGAUUUGAAGAAGAAGAUCAAUGAAGCCACGAGUAAUACCAGUCUAUCUAACCUGCGAUACGUAAUCACUGAAAAACCAAAAUGGAAAGUGUUCAAAAAGAGAGAGGUAACAGCUAUACCAGCGUACCACACCUCCCUAAAACCCUUGCGAGGGUGUCCCUGCGGCAACAACAGUCCCUGCAAACAGAAGGUCACUCCGAGAGGGGUCACUAUACACUACCCUCAGAAGAAGAAAAAAUUUCGAACGCUAGCUGGAAAAAGUUUUAAAUCACCAAAAGUAGACAAAGGCUAUCUGAGUACAAAAUUUAAUGUCAAUCUGAACGUGGAUCUCAAACGAUUCAUCCCAAAAUUGCCACAUUUGCCAAAAAUGCCGCAAAUGCCACAUUUGCCGCAUAUGCAUAUGCCACGCAUGCCACGUUUGCCACGGCGGAAGGCGAAAAGGAGUUUGAGCAGAGACUUUAUGUUUAUGCCAUUUUUAUUUUCCUGAGCCCACGGCCAGUGCCCAAAGUGAAAUUAUAUAGACCGAAAAAGUUCACAGCCUGGAGGUUAGAC
Ostrinia furnacalis (Asian corn borer) is the source of this 791-nucleotide messenger RNA. RefSeq lists its product as uncharacterized. The record is from RefSeq and is a predicted model, not a curated record. The coding region runs from base 130 to 726 and encodes 198 amino acids. Lineage: Eukaryota; Metazoa; Arthropoda; Insecta; Lepidoptera; Crambidae. The transcript has 6 exons.